Lathyrus sativus (Indian pea) is the source of this 1359-nucleotide messenger RNA. The record is from the annotation of a GenBank genome assembly. NCBI's taxonomy places the organism in Eukaryota, Viridiplantae, Streptophyta, Magnoliopsida, Fabales, Fabaceae.
AUGGCUUUCCACGAUCAAACUCACAAAAACGGCACCGUUUCAAAGAAACCUAAACUCCUUCCCUCUCCAAUCACCGACGCCGAAAUCCAAUCGGAAUUCUCCCACCACGACCCCAACGUCGCGCGUCUCAACAACGGCGCCUUCGGUUGCUGUCCAUCCUCCGUCCUCGCCGCUCAACGUGAAUGGCAGUUCAAAUUCCUCCGUCAGCCAGAUCACUUCUACUUCAACUACCUCAAAAGAGGAAUCCUUCAUUCCCGAACCAUCAUCAAAGAACUCGUCAACGCCAACCACGUCGAUGAAAUCUCCAUCGUCGAUAACGCCUCCACCGCCACCGCAAUCGUCCUUCAGCAAGCCACAUGGGCUUUCCACGAAGGAAGGUUCACUAAAGGAGACGCCGUCGUCAUGCUUCACUACGCUUACGGCUCUGUUAAAAAAGCCAUCGAAGCGUACGUUACACGCGCCGGUGGAAGAGUCAUCGAGGUUUAUCUCCCCUUCCCGAUCACCUCCGAAGAUGAAAUCGUUCGUGAGUUUCGUCACGCGCUGGAGAAAGCAAAGACCGAAGGUAAUAAUAAUAAAGUUCGGUUAGCGGUUAUCGAUCACGUGACUUCCAUGCCUAGCGUGGUGAUUCCGGUGAAGAAGCUAGUUGAGAUUUGUAGAGAAGAAAGUGUUGAUCAGGUUUUUGUCGACGCGGCUCACGCGAUUGGAUGCAUCCCGCGCGUCGACAUGCAAGAAAUCGGAGCAGAUUUUUACACAAGCAAUCUGCACAAGUGGUUCUUUUGUCCUUCUUCGGUCGCUUUCAUCUACGCGCGUAAAUCGGUUAAUUCAGUUGAUUUGCAUCACCCUGUAGUGUCACACGAGUACGGAAAUGGACUAGCAAUAGAAAGUGCAUGGAUUGGGAACAGAGAUUACAGUGCUCAAUUAGUGGUUCCUAAUGUUAUGGAAUUUGUGAAUAGGUUUGAAGGUGGAAUUGAAGGAAUAAAAAAGAGGAAUCAUGAGUGUGUUAUUGAGAUGGGUGAAAUGUUGGUGGAAGCUUGGGGGACACAUCUUGGGACACCACAUCAUAUGAGUGCAAGUAUGGUUAUGGUUGGUUUGCCUCCUUGUUUGGGGAUUAUGAGUGAUUGUGAUGCUAUGAAUCUUAGGACAUAUUUGAGGGAGUUUUUUAAGGUUGAAGUUCCUAUUUAUUUUCGAGAUGGGGUUGGGGAAGUUGGAGGUGUGACUGCGUAUGCUAGGAUUUCUUAUCAAGUGUAUAAUAAAGUUGAGGAUUAUUAUAAGUUUAGGGAUGCGAUUAACAAGCUCGUAAGUGGUGGGUUCACUUGUGCUGAUCUUUCCACUUCAACUCCUGGUACUCUGCUCUUGUAA